Molecule: messenger RNA, 3327 nt
Organism: Mercenaria mercenaria
Lineage: Eukaryota; Metazoa; Mollusca; Bivalvia; Venerida; Veneridae
Exons: 7
Coding region: 548-1588 (346 amino acids)
Molecular function (GO): acid phosphatase activity
Source: RefSeq, a predicted model, not a curated record
GCGCGACGAAAUAUGUGUCCUGCUUGAUAGUAUUCAGGCCCGAUUCAUUCAGUAGAUCUGUAUAAUUUAGAUGUUGUGGUUGAUAAUACUAAAAAUGUUAUAAAAUGAAUUUCAUUGAAGAAAUGAGAAAAGCAAAGAAAUAAAGAUAAACAAUAUAUAUAUAUUUAUAUAUAUAUAAUUCAUAACAGAAGUGCGGAUAUAAGUAACCCUUUUCAGCUCUUUUAGAUUACGUUUUGAAGAAGAAUUUACAAGGAAUUAUAUUUUCUCAAGUGAAACAGAUCGGCGAAUAUUAUUGGUGGAAUUCCUCUCAGGAUAAAAUUUCACAGAGAAGCUGAGAAACAUUUUCAUUCAAUGCGCGUUCAGUCAUUGAGUUUCAAAGUUUUACCUAUUGCGCUACGGAGCAGUGUUCAACAGGGGAAAAUAAUUUUCGAACAAAUUCGGCAAAUAUGCAUCAGAGUGAAAUAGUUUAAUUGCAGGAUUUCGUGAGAAUAUCCUUGUAAGAUUAAUUUCCUGUAAUUAGAAAAAAAUAUAAGCUGAUUUAAUUAAAAUGGCUUCUACUUCUGACGAUGAGCGCGAUACAUUUGCAGAGGAACAGCACGAUAAUUUCGAGGAGGAAGAACGCGACACUUUGCCAGAUCUAUACGAUAAUCCCGAUUCAGCAGAAACAAUGUCCACUUCGGAAUGUCGUUCAGCCACGUCAGAAGAACGCUCUCUUACAUCGGACACGGAAUUAGAGGAUCUUGAAGAAGUUUUACGUGACCAACCAAAGCCAAAAGUUAUCGUUUUCGAUCUCGACUACACAUUAUGGCCGUUCUGGGUGGACAGAGGGAUGAACAUAGAGCUACCGUUCAAACACGUUGGAAAGACAUUAAGGGGAGAGAACAAAGUGUGUGACGCUUCAGGAAGGGAGGUAAAAAGUUUUCCAGACAUUACUCCUUUGUUACAAAGACUACAUAAUGAAGGCUACAAGCUUGGAAUAGCAUCUGAGGCAUUUUACAGGGAAGAGUGUGCAAAGUUGGUGAAAUUGUUUGGAUGGGAGGAGUUAAUAGAUUAUAAAGAAAUAUAUCCUGGAUCAAAAAUAUUUCAUUUUGUCAAGAUCAAGAAAGCGAGUGGUGUGGAAUUCUGUGACAUGCUGUAUUUUGACGACGAGAAAGAACAUUUAGCUGAGGUCGCUGGAACUUGUACAGGUAUAACGACAUACUGGGCAGACAGAGGUGUAUCUGAAGAAAUUAUGGAGGAGGCUUUCCUCACGUUUGCCAAAAACAGGGAGAGCAGCACAUAUUUCAGAUCAAAGCCAGUUUCAAUAUCUCGUCGUAAUUCUACGGAACCGUUCGUCAGUCUCCGUCCGCUAAUUAAUCUUCGGCGUCGUAAUUCUGUUGAAAAUGACAUUUCAGUUCCAGCGCCUCAUACACUAUUGGGCGGGGCAUCUCUUGCGGCUUUGGCCAAUGGAAUAACUGGUUUAUCGUUGAAAGACAAUGCAAAUAAGCCUAGUGUUCACCAGUUUAACCCAAAUUUACCUGGACUAAAUGGACCUAUCGGGGGCGGUGCGCCUAGAUCAAAAACAAGGCGACGGUACAGUAUUAUGUGAUGAACAGGUGUUUAUGUGCUAACAUACUAUAAUAUGUAAGCCUUGAAAAAGGUUCACAGAAUAUGCUGUUAAAACUUUCUGGGACAAUAUUUAUACCUGAAAAUUGUAGAAAAAUCAACAGCAGAAGCUUACUUUCAAUGUGAUUAUUCGAACUAGCUUUGAAACAACUUUUAAGGCAAUAUUUCACAUUCAUCAUGACAAAAUUCAAGGUAAAAAUGUCCCAUUCUGGAUCUUAAAACCUAAUGAGAGGUUAUUGCAGGUCUUAACAGCAAACAGUUAUUCUAUGAUGGCAUAAUAGUGUGUAUACUUAUUAGAAAUUAUUUCAACUGUCACAUUAGAUUGCCAAAUCUCAUUAUAGAACAGUAUUUUGUGAAAUGGAAGUUAGUGUUCAGAUAAGUGCUUCUGAACUUUGUAUAUACAAAUAUGGUAACAAAACAAAAACACGUAUCAUAAAAUCAUUUACCAUCCACGUACUUCUUAUACAAACAUUUAAGUGCCCUUAUUUCAUAUCUGUAUGAUAUUGGCUUUAAUCCUAGCACCAGUGUACGCUUUCUCCGGAAGAACAAGACACUUGUAAUUAAUCACAGUACCUUUUAUCUUCAUCAUGUAAUUUUACCGAUGAUUGUGCACAUUAUCUUGUAUUCGUAACAUGAACAAAUAUAGGACUAUGAAACAAUAUGUUAUAGUAGUUAGUCCUGUGUGUUAUUUUAUGCAAUUGUACAUUCAUAGUGUGCCUAAAAUGUGAUUUAGUAAUGUACGUUUAUCUAUGGUUGAAGAAACAUCAGUGAUUGGCUAUCGUGUAGGUACCCUCAGCGAAACAACUGGCGAUUUUUACCGUUGUGGCUUAUAGAAGCGUUAAAAUAUGUAAAUAAUAUGUAACUUAUGUAUAUUGUUUGCAUUCAGAUAUAUUAUUAUCUAAAUUGCAAAUUAAUUGAUAAAUUAUCUAGAUAAAUUUUAUUUAAACGCAUUUCAAUAAUUGUUUGCGUAUUUCGUAUCAAAAUUAUUAUACACGUGCUGCAAGCUGUACUCUUGUUCAUUAUAGAGGCCGAAUCUCAGAUCGGCUAAUCGUUUUUGUCAUUAUAGUAGACAUUUUGUUUCGUUUACUUUUAUUUUGUGUAGAAGCAGGCUACAUUCCUAGCGAACGACAGCAUAUUAUGUACGAUAAAUGUUUGAGUUUAUGCCAAUAUUGACGAGGCACAUGAAACCAUAUGUGUUAGCAUAUGCUGACCUAGAUAUUUUAUCCGGUAGAGCAUGUAAAGCUAUUUCAACAGUUGUCUCUUAAGACCGGGUUGCGGGUUGUGGAGUUUGCUUUUUGUUUCUUGUUUGAUAUUCAUAAUUGACUUUUAAUGGCCAAACGACACACAGAAUUAAUUUUUAAAUAUUUCAAGAACACAGUAUGUAUAUAAUGUACAUAUGUAAUGCUUAAUAGAAGAGAAGAUAUGAUAACGAGUCUCUUACUAGUAAUGGAAAAACGAUAUUAAUUGUAUAAUUUGUUGGUGUUUGGAAUUUCUUUACAUGCUAUUUACUAAAGCGUUUUGUGACCUUUACGCGACCUUUAUCACUCCUUUCUUCCUGUCAAACGAAAACGGUAUGAAAUAAUUUAAGAAUUUUUUCAAACUUUGUCGGUAUAUUUUAGUAUUACUAGGGUUACUAAUGUGCUGAAUUUGUUACCCUCUGUUUCAAACAAAAUACGCAAUUAUUUUACAUUGAAAUUGUUACAAAUAAAAUGUAUACACACU